This is a messenger RNA of Hirsutella rhossiliensis, 501 nucleotides long. RefSeq names its product NADH-ubiquinone oxidoreductase 17.8 kDa subunit. The record is from RefSeq and is a predicted model, not a curated record. Bases 1 to 501 code for a protein of 166 amino acids. Lineage: Eukaryota; Fungi; Ascomycota; Sordariomycetes; Hypocreales; Ophiocordycipitaceae. The transcript is spliced from 3 exons. Gene Ontology annotation, cellular component: mitochondrion.
AUGUUUGUCGCGCGACAACGGGCGGGCUGCCUCGCCCGCCAGCUGCAGCGGCCAGCUCGCAGCUACGCCUCCGACGCUCACGGACGCCACGCUGCCGCCGCCCCGGUCAACGAGUCGUUUGGGAAAGGUGCCGUGUCCGCUGUCGCCGUCUUCUUCGGCGGCGUCCUAUUCUACCAGUUUGUCCCCAAGGAGGGCGAGGAGUCGGCCGUCUCGAAUAUAAUCGGCAAGUACCUCUCGAGGCCCGAGGACUGGGAGGAGAUCAACGCGCUGCACACCAAGGCGAUGGAGCAGGCCGGCUUCGACCGAAACCUGUUCGAAAACGCAUCCAACAAGCACAGAUUUGUCAACGUCUCGUACCCCGAGGCGCUGCAUUCCCACGCGCCACGAAACAUUCGGGCCGGCCACAUCAGAAACCUCGAUGACGUUGUUAAGCACUUUCGGCAGCAGCAUAUCAAGGACGAGGAGCGGAAAGCCAAAAAGCGGGCGGAGCAGCAGCAAUGA